This is a messenger RNA of Trichoderma atroviride IMI 206040, 602 nucleotides long. RefSeq lists its product as uncharacterized. The record is from RefSeq and is a predicted model, not a curated record. Gene Ontology annotation, cellular component: preribosome, large subunit precursor. Lineage: Eukaryota; Fungi; Ascomycota; Sordariomycetes; Hypocreales; Hypocreaceae.
UAAACAGAUCGACAGCUUGACGGACGAGCCGACGGAAGCGCAAAGGGACAAGAGAAAAAAAGACAAACUCGGCAAACACCGCAGCAAUGGCAAAGAGUUCUCGAUCGAGCAGCAAAAAAUUCAACAACCAGCGCAAAGCUGCGUCCAUCUUUGGUCCAGCUGAGGCUGCGAGACAGGAGCGUCUCUCCGCCAAGCUGCUGGAGCUGGCUCGACAGGCCAAGCCCGAGCCCGCCGAGAUGAAGAUUGAUGACGACGCCGAUGCACAGGAUAAGGAAGAGCAGGCCGCAGACGACAACUCCAUGGAUGUCGACGCAAAGAAGCCCACACGGGCCGCCAUCUCUAAGAAGCGCAUCACCAAGAAGAGGACAAAAUCCAGCAUCACAUUCCCCAAGUACAGCGACAGAGUGGCCGCCAAGAAGAAGAGAGAGGCCGCCAACAAGGUGAAGAAGGCUUAAUCAAAUCAUCUCAUUUUUUACUGUUUCAAUUUUUGGUUUCAUCCUUGGGCUUUCAUUCUUGCACAUACGGAGCACUCAUUAUUUAUACAUACAUAUUGUCAUAUAUAUCAACUGCAGUCUCUCAAUUGACGAUACCCAUGACAAUCC